This is a messenger RNA of Lachnellula hyalina, 1041 nucleotides long. RefSeq lists its product as uncharacterized. The transcript has a single exon. Gene Ontology annotation, biological process: pantothenate biosynthetic process. Bases 1 to 1041 code for a protein of 346 amino acids. Lineage: Eukaryota; Fungi; Ascomycota; Leotiomycetes; Helotiales; Lachnaceae. Gene Ontology annotation, cellular component: cytoplasm. Gene Ontology annotation, molecular function: 2-dehydropantoate 2-reductase activity. The record is from RefSeq and is a predicted model, not a curated record.
AUGCCCCCCACAACCACGAACAUCCUAAUCCUCGGCGCCGGCGCCAUCGGCGCAUUCUACGCCUCGCGCUUAGCCCUCGCGCCCAACACUCUUGUCUCCGUAAUCUGCCGCUCGAACUACACAGCCGUCACCCAGCGCGGCUUCACCAUCACAUCGCCGACCUACGGCGCCUACACCUUCGUCCCCGCGCACGUCUUCGCCAACCCCGCCGAAGCAGCCGCUGCGAAUAUCGCGUGGGAUUAUAUACUCGUGAGCACCAAGGCGCUGCCGGACGUGAGUGAUGAUUCGGAGAUCCUGACGGGCUUGUUGGAGGGGGGCAGGACGGCCGUGGUGCUGGUGCAGAAUGGAUUAGGGGUUGAAGAUCCGUACGCGAGACGGUUUCCGGAUACUGUUAUACUGAGCGCGGUUACGAUUGCCAGCGCCGCGCAGAGCGAGCCGGGCGUGAUUGCGCAUAAUCGCUGGACGCGGAUUAGCAUCGGUCCAUACCUGCCCAACACGAGCGCAACGACCACAUCGAGAACAAGAACGGCCAUUGACCGCAACAAGGAUUUCAUAGACAUGCUCCGCGCAGGCGGGAUAGCCGACGCAGAAGAAUACACGCACUCGAAACUGCAAAUGGUACGCUGGCACAAGAUCGCCAUCAACGCAUCCAUGAACCCCUCGGCAGUCCUCUCCGGCGGGACCCCCAACGCAUCCAUGACCCUCGACCCCGAACUGCACACGCACUUGCGCGGCGUGAUGCAAGAAGUGCUAUCCACGGCCCCGAAAGUGCUCGGCACUUCCCUGCCAGCCGACUUCGCCACCGCGGACGCUAUUCUAAACAGUACGAAGAAGAACACGAGUGGGAGUAAGCCGAGUAUGUUGAUUGAUUGGGAGGCGGGGAGGAGGAUGGAGUUGGAGGUUAUAUUAGGGAAUCCGAUUCGCAUGGCGAGGGAGAGGGGCCUGGAGAUGCCGAGGCUGCAGAGUUUGUAUGCGCUGCUGAGGAUGGCGCAGGAGAAUCGGGAGAGGGCUAAGAAGGAAAAGGAAAAGAGUAGGUUAUAG